Rubroshorea leprosula is the source of this 999-nucleotide messenger RNA. NCBI's taxonomy places the organism in Eukaryota, Viridiplantae, Streptophyta, Magnoliopsida, Malvales, Dipterocarpaceae. The record is from the annotation of a GenBank genome assembly.
CACUCCAUAUUGAUUUUUAUUUCUUUGCUUCUCGUUCUUAAUUUGAUCACCUCUUUCAUCUUCUCCAAGACACUAGAACAAUAUGGUUUAUACAGGGAUAGCUAGAACUAUUAUAGGGAUAAUUGGGAAUGUUACCUCCUUCUUCUUGUUUCUCUCCCCAGUCCCGACAUUUAUUAAGAUACAUAAACUUGGGUCAGUGGAGGAGUUCAAGCCUGAUCCUUAUGUAGCAGCAGUUCUCAGUUGCAUGAUGUGGGUCUUCUAUGGCCUCCCCAUAGUCCAUCCUGACAGCAUACUGGUAGUCACAAUCAGCAUUAUUGGACUCGCCAUUGAGCUCUCCUAUGUUACUCUAUUCAUCAUUUACUCUCCAUGGGCAAAGCGUAGGAGGAUCCUUUUGUACCUAGUGAUUGAAGUAAUCUUCAUGGCUAUCAUAGUUUUCAUCACACUGCAAUUCCUCCACACCACCAAAGCUAGGUCUAUGAUUGUGGGAAUUUUGUGUAUCUUCUUCAGUAUAGCCAUGUACGCUUCCCCGUUGACAGUCAUGAAAAUGGUGAUCAAGACGAAGAGUGUUAAGUACAUGCCAUUCUAUCUUUCUCUUGCUAACUUGCUCAAUGGCAUUAUUUGGGCUAUUUAUGCAAUCCUCAAAUUUGAUCCUUAUGUCUUGAUUCCAAAUGGGUUGGGAGCCCUGUCCGGCAUGGCGCAGAUCAUUCUCUAUGCUACCUACUACAAGACAACCCAGUGGCAUGAAAAUGAGGAGGAAAGACCUAAACCUGAUGUUCAACUAUCCAACAAUGUCUGAUCACCCCAUCAAAAUUCUUGUUCUGGUCUUGUGUUGGUUGCAAAUAAAGCUAGCAUCACAUUUGUUGGCUUUGUUUCCUCACUUCACAUCUGCUUGGUUGGAUGCCUACUACAUUUUUGUACCCAAUAUUAUGCCUCUUUGAGCACCCAACAAAGCUCCUUGUACAAAACCUUGAUAUCUGUUAAUAACACACAUGAUUGUUU